AUGUUUAGACUGUAUUCCAAUAAUCGACAAAUAAAAAAAGUUCAUCGUUAUUCAAGAUUACGUGAUUCACUUCAUUUGAAACGAACGGGCUCAGGCAAACGUCGACGUCUAAUCAAAACAUUUCGUGAUACAUACAAAUCACUAAAUAAUAUAACAACUACAGUAUUUCGUUUAUUGAUCAUAUUCAGUAGAUUUUCUUGUACAAUAACAAAUUUAAUCAAUAAAUUGUCAAACUUAAUUGUUGCGUUAGAACGAAUAGUAUUGUUAAUAUGGUCAGUUAUGCAUACAUUAAACCUUAUUGUCCAUUCUAUCAUGUAUUUUAUUUAUAAAAUUCAGUUAAUUAUUAAACAAGUGGCAUCUUUGAUGCCAGUUCGUAUUAUAGAACGAUCACUGAAAGGAUUUUCAGGCUACAUUUCGGACUAUUACGUACAUGGAACAUUAAAACAGCGAACAAAACAUAUUCUAACAACGGUACGACGGCGAUGGAAAUAUGUACAAUUCAAUCAUAUGAAAAUAUCGCAGUAUGGAUCAGAUUUAGAUAUUUAUUACGAUGUUCAGACAGAAAUCGAAUAUUUUUGUUAA
Molecule: messenger RNA, 582 nt
Organism: Didymodactylos carnosus
Lineage: Eukaryota; Metazoa; Rotifera; Eurotatoria; Philodinida; Philodinidae
Source: the annotation of a GenBank genome assembly